AUGGAACAAAACUAUCCGCCAAUGGACUACGAGACACUUAUCACGAAGGACAAAGAAGGUAUGAAGAAAAUGGUACGAGAGUACAUCAGAGAAAAGAGAGCUUACUUCCCCAAAAAGGACAAACAACUUGAAUGCGGAAUUUGUUUCUCAGAGUCAGACCAGUCCUUCUUUUACACCAACCCAUUUUGUGGUCAUUCUUUUUGCAUCCCCUGUUUGUCGGACCACGUCAGGACGAAGAUCAACGACGCGAAUACUAUUAUCAAGUGCCCACAAGGCGGGUGUACAUCUGAGAUCCCAUAUAAUGAUCUUGUUGACUUCGGGCUUGUGACAGACCCUGCGCUCCUUCAAAAGUAUGAUGCUACACUCACCCGACUUUCUUUGGACAACGACACAAACACAGUGUAUUGUAUUAAGUGUGGUACUGCAAUGAUCGGCGAGCCAUCAACGACAAUGGUUCGUUGCGUGAAGUGUGAUUACUGCUUCUGCUGCCGUUGUAAAGAACAAUGGCACGCGGACUCGACGUGCGAGAAAUAUCAACAGUGGAAAAAGGACAAUGCGAAAGGGUCUACUGCUUUCGAGGAGUAUAUCCGGAACCAUGCUAAGUUGUGUCCAAAUUGUCAUCAACCAAUUGAAAAGAAUGGGGGCUGUAACCACAUGACGUGUAAAUGUGGGUAUCAAUUUUGUUGGCUUUGUAUGCAGAAGUACACUUCAACGCAUUUUUUGUCCAACACUACGGGGUGCAAACAAUACUCUUAA
Entamoeba invadens IP1 is the source of this 756-nucleotide messenger RNA. RefSeq names its product ariadne RING finger, putative. NCBI's taxonomy places the organism in Eukaryota, Evosea, Mastigamoebida, Endamoebidae. The coding region runs from base 1 to 756 and encodes 251 amino acids. The transcript is spliced from 4 exons. The record is from RefSeq and is a predicted model, not a curated record. Gene Ontology annotation, biological process: ubiquitin-dependent protein catabolic process; positive regulation of proteasomal ubiquitin-dependent protein catabolic process; protein polyubiquitination. Gene Ontology annotation, molecular function: zinc ion binding; ubiquitin conjugating enzyme binding; ubiquitin protein ligase activity. Gene Ontology annotation, cellular component: ubiquitin ligase complex; cytoplasm.